UUUAUGUUUGUUUGACGUUUAUGUUAUUCUUUAGAGUAGAACCUUUCAUUUACUGGGAAUGAAAAGACAAGAUAAGCUACUUAAUGUUUAAUAACGCAAGUUCGACAGCGCCAAGACAUGGACAAGAAAAUACACAACUAAAUGAGGCUUUUACAUGGUUGUGAGAAGAGAAAAGUUGGGGCUGAUCCACGUGGGAAAUCCACUCCUCUUUUUUUAGACUUAUUUUGCCGCAGUCUUAUUAUCCUGUGUACAUUUCUGUCUGUCAUCCUCUCAUCUAUUGCGGUGUGUGAUGGUCACUGGCUGCUUGCCGACCGCCGUAUGUUCGGCCUCUGGUAUUUCUGCUCACUGGAGGAGCAGCAGGGCUCUGUGUUGGGGUCCCAGAGUUUUAAAGCAUCCUCUAACUGCACUAGACACCUGGAGGAGGCAGGGGUGGAUGGUCUGGGUGUAGGCUUGGCGUCCUGUCGUUUCGUGAUUACUCUGGCUGUGGUCAGUGCCAUAUUUGGACUGGAGUUGCUUGUGAUGUCACAGGCCAGUGAAGGGAGGGACUCCAGUCGACGCUGGACCCUUGGGGCACGGCUGGUGCUGCUGGCAGGGGUAAUGGCUGCCGCAGGAAUUGCAUCUUUUGUACUCCUGUUAGGGGCAUUUGCAACGCUCCUUGGGUUUACUCUCACCUUCUGGUGUCAGUUCACUGCCACCUUCCUGUUCUUCCUCAAUGGAAUGGCAGCGCGGCACAUCCAGCAUAUUGAACCGCUGCUGCCCUUUAGUGGACAUCCUGACAAACUGUAGAAAGAAGGCCGGCACCAACAAUAAACUCUCUAAAACUAAAAUGGAUUUUGAAGAAAUAAAUAAUGAUUUAUAAAUAGUGAACUUUCUUAAAAGGUCUCAAAAAGGCCAAUUGUAUCAAUGUUAAUAUUUGAAAUUGCACUUUGCAUUGUGUUGUGUUUUAGGGUUGAAGGAAAUGUCUGUAAACUUAAUAGAAAAUAUCCUUUAAGAAAAUUACUGCAGGCAUGGUGUGCAAAUAAAUGAUUUUUUUUUUUUUUUUUUUUUUUUUACAGCAGAUUGUUGCAUUCUAUAAUUUUUAUUUGUGUUAUUAAUUUUUAAUUGUUUUUAAUGUAAUUAAUAUUAUUGAUGACCAGCAGCUGACAACUGACUCAAGUUUCAUCUGUGAACAGUGCAUCUUUAUGGUUCAUUUAAUAAAGAAUAACAGGUUAUUUAAUAAA
Molecule: messenger RNA, 1220 nt
Organism: Carassius gibelio (silver crucian carp)
Lineage: Eukaryota; Metazoa; Chordata; Actinopteri; Cypriniformes; Cyprinidae
Product: voltage-dependent calcium channel gamma-like subunit
Exons: 2
Coding region: 142-786 (214 amino acids)
Cellular component (GO): membrane
Molecular function (GO): calcium channel activity; voltage-gated monoatomic ion channel activity
Source: RefSeq, a predicted model, not a curated record